This is a messenger RNA of Perca flavescens (yellow perch), 4493 nucleotides long. It is a transcript of the gene rab11fip1b, whose product is annotated as RAB11 family interacting protein 1 (class I) b. The coding region runs from base 292 to 3879 and encodes 1195 amino acids. Gene Ontology annotation, molecular function: small GTPase binding. Gene Ontology annotation, cellular component: intracellular membrane-bounded organelle. Gene Ontology annotation, biological process: regulated exocytosis. The transcript has 6 exons. The record is from RefSeq and is a predicted model, not a curated record. Lineage: Eukaryota; Metazoa; Chordata; Actinopteri; Perciformes; Percidae.
GCCUAGUGGCUCCAGUAAAUGAUUGUUGUGGUCUGGAAUGGGCCAAGCAGCGUGUCAAAUUGGUUUAAUGUAAUCUGUUAAUCUGGGGGAGUGUCUCGUUUUAACCAAGGACCCCUCUCGGUGUAACCACGCCCAAUCAGCUGUUUCCUCAAGAUCACCGAAACUCAAGUGGAAAAAAACUUUCCCUCGCGUCCGGGUCAGUCUCACGGUAAACCUAUGCUAGACUUCGUUGCUUUUUCUUUUGGGAUUUAAUUUUGGUGCGGUGUUAGUCCAGCAACAAGUAGUGUCAACAUGUCUCUGGCGGAUCUGCAGUGGUGUCCCACAAGCGUCCAGGUAACGGUACUCCAAGCCAGAGGCCUGAGGAUAAAGGGGAAAAGCGGCACCAACGACGCGUACGCGCUCAUGCAGGUGGGCAAGGAGAAGUUUCAGACCUCGGUGGUGGAGAAGAGCGUGGCGCCGGUGUGGAAGGAGGAGGCCGCUUUCGACCUGCCGCCGCUGCUGCCCCUGGGCGGCGGAGGGGGAGGAGGGGGAGGCACGGAACGCUGCACGCUGCAUGUCCAAGUCCUGCACCGGGCCCUGAUGGGUCCGGACAAACUGCUGGGACAGGCUGUCAUCAACCUGCUGCAGCUCAGUGAAGACAAAACCCGCGACAAGACCAUGUGGUUUAAGUUGCUGGACAAGACUGGCAAGGCAGACAAAGACAGAGGAGAGGUGCUUGUGGACAUCCAGUUCAUGAGAAACAACAUGACCGCCAGCAUGUUUGACCUCUCCGCUGCCGGCAAAUCCAGAUCUCGCCUGGGCAAAUUCAAGGACAAAGUGCGUGGCAAGAAAAAGGAAUCUGAUACUGCGUCUAACGUGGUGCCAUCCUUCACCCAGGUCCUGACAGACAGCGAGGAGGAGGGAAACCAGGAGGAAGAUGCUGACAAAGGCGAGAAAAAGAAGAAACCUAAGAUGAAGUCGUUGUUUUCUACCAAGUCUAACCUGCAGAGGAACAUGUCUCAGUCAAUGUCUGUUCUGCCUGCAAAGAACUCCUCACUGAGCGGCAGCCAGUCGUCUGGUCUAAAUGUGGAUUCCUCUGAAGGUAAAAAGAAGUUCAAGUUCCUGAUCCAUAAACGCUCAGGCAGCUCAGACAGCAAAGAUUCCUCCUCUGGUCACCAAAAACAUGGCGCUGCCGAACAGAGUAACUUGUGCAUCAAUGGCAGUCAUGUAUAUUGUGAAGGGCAGCCGCCCCAGACGUCUCGCAUCGGCUCCAACUUCAGUCUGGCCAGUUCAGGCCACGGAUCCAUGGAGGAUGUCCCUGAAAGUUCUCCAUCUGUUGAUUCACUGAGGGCAGUGAAGCAGUAUUCACCAUGGACAGAGGAGGAGGAGGAAGGAGAGCAUAUAAAAGAGGAUGUGGGUGAACUAAGAAGGGAGGAAGAGGAAAGGAUUAGGAGACAAGAAAAAGAGCUUGAGAGGUUGGCUGAGGAGAAGAGACAAGAGGAAGAAGAAAAGGAAGAGAAAGUUAAAAGGGAGGAACUGAUUAGGAGGCAGGAGGAAGAAAGAGCUCAGGAAGAGAGGAGGCAAAAAAAGGAAGAGGAGAGGCUCAGGAGAGAAGAAGAGCGUAAACGAUUAGCGAAGGAAAAGAGGAGACUAGAGGAACAAGAAAAAGAGAAAGUUAGAAAGGAGGAAGAGGAAAGGAUCAGGAGGGAGGAGAGGGUUGAGGAAGAGAGGAUGCGAGAGGAAGAGGAGAGGGUGAGAAGACAAGAGCAUGAGGAAAAGAGGAGACUUGAGGAACAAGAAAGGAGGCGAAGGGAGGAAGAGGAAAGGAUUAGGAUGGAGGAGGAAAGGGCUCAGGAAGAGAGGAGACACGAGGAAGUGGAGAGAGCAAGGAGACGAGAAGAGCAGCGUAAAUUAGCAGAGGAAAAGAGAACGGAGGAAGAAGAGAGGAUUGAGAAAGUUAGAAAGGAGGAAGAGGAGAGGAUCCGGAGGGAGGAGGAGAUGGCUGAGGAAGAGAGGAGGAGACAAGAGAAGGUGAGAAUCCAAAAAGAGUGUGAGGAAAAAAGGAGGCUUGAAGAACAAGAAAGGAGGCGAAGGGAGGAAGAAGAAAGGAUUAAGGAUGAAGAGAAGGCUAGGAGGGAAAAGGAAGACUAUGAGAGAUUAGUAGAGAAAAUGAAACUAGAAGAGGAGGAAGAAAGGAAAAGGAUUGAGGCAGAGGAAAAGAUGAGACAAGAGGAAAGGAUAAGGGUGGAGGAAGAGAUGAGGAAGAAAGAAGAGGAGAGGGUUAGGAGGCAAGAGCGUGAGAAGUCUGCAGAGAAAAAGAGGAUAGAAGAACAAGAAAGGAGGAGAAUUGAAGAGGAAAGGAUUAGGAUGGAGGAUAGGAGACAAGAUGAAGAGGAGACAGCUAGAAAGGAAAAGGAAGAACAUGAGAGAUUGGUAGAGGAAAAAAAUAGACAAGAGGAACGAGAGAGGAGACGGAUUGAGGAAGAGAAGAUUAAAAAGGAGGAAGAGAAGAGGAUUAGGAUGGAGGAGGAAGCUGAAAAGGAGAGAACCGAAGAGGAGGCCAGGAAGCUGGAGAUGGAGAAGUUAAUAAGGGAAGCAGAGGAACAGAAGGACAAUCAAACCAAACCCAACGCUUUAGGGAAGGAACCUCGAGUGGCUGUGGAGAGCCCUGCAGGAAUCCCUUCUAAUCCGUCUGAUGAAAACUUCUCAAAUAAUCCCUUUGAAAAGAUUCCCGACUCUCCUGCUGGGCUCGACAGCAACACAGCCAAGGUGUCAACUAUCCAACAAAGGGUUCAAUCUGCUGCAUCACUGGUGGGAAGCAAGCCCGUUUCCACUGAUGAAAAGAAUCCGAUUAGUACUCAACGGGAGAGGCGGUUGGCUCCACAGCCUCCAGGAAGGAAUCAAGUUGAGAGACAGGCUCAGGGGGAGCAGCAUGGAUCUAUGCCACAUCUGGCACAAAUUAACAAGAAAAGUAAAGACAUCAAAACCGUUCUCCCUCAGCGCUCAGUGCAAAUGAUUGCUCCUCUGAGUAGGUCUCCCACAGAUACAAAGAACACCCAGAGCAUAACGCAAAGUAGUUCCACUAAAGAAACAUCAAAUGGAGCCAAACACAGUAAACGUCCUGCGCCGUCUAGACCUCGUUCUGUGGAAGAAGGGCCAUCAUCUGAUAACAAUACAGCACGGUCUUCUGAUGGCGACAUUUCCCAUGAAUGUGGCUCAGGGGCAAAACAAUUCCCUAUCGUUUAUGGCUUAAAUCCAUUUGAAGACGACGAAGAUGAAAAUGUAGCCCAAGAUGAUGCAACAACUUCUGGCAAUACUGAUUCAGUACAAUGGCCUCCAGUCGUGUCCCAAGCUGCUGAUAAAGAUGCCGCCUCUCAAGUAAAAAUCAAAUCCUCAAAGGCCCGUGCUCCUGCACUUCCUGUGACCAUACCUGAUAACAGUGCAUGUGACCCCGAGUCAGAGGCCAUUAGUCCUGUGCAUGUCCAGGAGGCUCCGCUACAUGAGUCCCAGCCUGCGGCAGUGCAGAGUGCUGGGGAGGAAGCAGGUGGCAAGAAGGAGGGGCCUCCUAUUACUUUACGCAGGCUUCAACCUGUAAAACCCCUUAAUCCUAUGAAACAGCAGUCUGUUUCAGUUGUUCCAGGGGAAAAUGAUAACAAGUCCACUGGAAUCCUGUGUCAAGUUCAGGAGAAAAAGGUAAAGGACACUGGACUAAAAGGGCCCUACUCCCAGCUGACUCGGGAGGAACUCAUCUCUCUGGUGCUCAAACAAGAAACCCAGCUGUCCGAGAGAAACAAAAAGAUAUCGGAGCUGGAGCAGUACAUUGACAACUUGCUUGUGCGCGUCAUAGAAGAGAAACCAAGUAUUCUCAUGUCCCUGAACUCUCUGAAGAAAGCUGCCUAGGUGGAUUCUCAGCUGACCGUUUUUUAUUUCCACUGUACCUAAUCCGUUCAGACACAGUAAUCUGACAUUACCACACCAGAUACUUCACAAUACUUGUGGAUUAUAAUAUGGAAGGUAACUAGAGUAAAGGUUUAGGUUUACAAGGCUUGAACAGUGGCGAUCAAGUUCCCCAUACAGGCAAAUGAAUAGUGAUGAAGACUUAAUGUUUUAAGACAUCUUGCAGACAUUGUUUAAUCUUCAGAUAAGAGCUUCAAUUGGAGGAUUAUAUACAUUUUCAAUCAAAGAGGUUAAGUACAAGAUAUGCUACAUCAUCUACAUAUUUAGAACUAUUUUUGACACUUUGCUACAGUAUGUAUGUCUGAAGCUGAAUCAACCUCUUUUUUUUGUAUUUGUUAUAACUAUUUUCAUGUUGAGCAUAAAUUUCUAGAAUCUACUUUGAUGAUUGUUGCCAACAUACUUGUCAGACUUAAUUGCUGUAUUUAAUGGUAUUAAGAAACUGCAUCUUGUCUAUAUCCAAUAUGAAAGCCUUAUUUUACUGUCAAAACUAUGCACUUAUGUCUUCCUCUUCUACUGAAGGUCUAUGUUUACAUGAUUCCACUAACCCCCCCCCCCCC